Chionomys nivalis (European snow vole) is the source of this 915-nucleotide messenger RNA. RefSeq names its product oxidoreductase like domain containing 1 (gene Oxld1). Bases 38 to 646 code for a protein of 202 amino acids. Gene Ontology annotation, cellular component: mitochondrion. The record is from RefSeq and is a predicted model, not a curated record. Lineage: Eukaryota; Metazoa; Chordata; Mammalia; Rodentia; Cricetidae. The transcript is spliced from 2 exons.
CCUGCCCAAGCCAUUGGCCUCGGAGUCUGCACCGGCUAUGGGAAUACUGUCGCGGAGCCUGUCCGGAGGAGGCCGGGUGGGAGCUGCGCUCCGCUACCGGGCCAGUUCUCGCGGGCCGAGUGGGCCGCACUGCCCCCGCUGGGUUGCGGGAAGCCUCUCGCGCAGCCGGGGUGUCCCAGGUCUGGGAGGCCAGCCAGCCCUUGGAAGAGUCACGGUCAGCGCGCUCCCUGAGAGCUUUCUUCAGGGCACACAACAGUCCUCCAGCUGGGGCAGCUGCCAGAGUCUUCCCCGAGGAAGACACAGUGUUCUUCACAGACACCAUGCUCCAGUGCGAGCCACUGAUAACCGCAGAGAGUUGGGGAUGGACCACAGGGAAGAAGGUGCGGAGGAUGACGGGGAGCCAAAGGCCUCCCAGCCCCGGGAGAAGCCCCCAGACCCUCCGCCACUUGAGCCUCCCACAAACUGCUGCAUGAGCGGCUGCCCUAACUGUGUGUGGGUAGACUAUGCAGAAGCCCUGCUCAGACACUACCAGGAUGGGGGGGAACAGGCCCUGGCCGUUCUAGAGGAGCACGUGAAGGAUGAGAACCUCAAGGCCUUCCUCAGGAUGGAGAUCCGGCUCCGGCUCCGCACCCAGAGUGGAGGCUGAGCCAGUGUACGUGGGACUCCGGGCCGUGGACAGAUGCUUCCUUUAGAAGCACAGGGCCACUUUUAUCCUUGAGCCUGGAAGACUCAACUUGUCUGCCGGGAAUAGGAAGUAAUGUGUAAGAACUUCACCUCUGAAUAAAUUCUCUGCGCCAACCAAACUGUGUGGUCCCUCUGCCUGCAUUGGCAAAGGAAGCAUACCCAGGCUGGGUCUGUGUCCCAGUGAGCGGCCACAGGUUUCCUCACCGGUGAAGAUGAGCCCUCAGUCAAUGA